Messenger RNA from Chilo suppressalis (striped riceborer), 291 nucleotides. The record is from the annotation of a GenBank genome assembly. Lineage: Eukaryota; Metazoa; Arthropoda; Insecta; Lepidoptera; Crambidae.
AUGCUUAUAACGGCAAGAUUAUUAGCUAAUAGACAUCCACAAUUUAUUGCGCGAACAGUUUUUGUUAAAAAUAAUAAUGUAGAUGAUGCCUGCAGAAUGGUCAACAGAAUUAUUGGAAAAGAAGGAAUUUUAGAACGAUUUAGACUAAAUCAAUACUAUGAGAAACCAUUUCAGACAAGAAGACGUAUCAACCAUGAGAGAUGCAAAGCUAUUUAUAACGAAGAUAUGGAGAGGAAAAUAAAGUUUGUACUUCGCAAGAACAGACAUGAACCAUUUCCUGGCUGUCAUUAA